Messenger RNA from Linepithema humile (Argentine ant), 2809 nucleotides. RefSeq names its product chromosome transmission fidelity protein 18 homolog (gene cutlet). Gene Ontology annotation, molecular function: ATP binding; ATP hydrolysis activity. The record is from RefSeq and is a predicted model, not a curated record. NCBI's taxonomy places the organism in Eukaryota, Metazoa, Arthropoda, Insecta, Hymenoptera, Formicidae.
UACAUACAAUAAAAUAAAUACGUGUAAAAGGCGGGAAGAAACGUCACAUAAAGUUGUGUCAUAAAAGCAUCUUAGUUAUUUAAUUAAAUUUUAUAUAUUUUGAUCGAUUAUUAUUAGAUAACACAAUGGCUGAUGAAUUCCCAGAUCCAGAUGAAGAAUUUGAUUUUAUCGCUAAAGAGGAUUAUGAGGUUAUGAAAGAACUGGAAAGUGAAUCACUUGACAGAAUAGAAUUGUCGCAGGCUGGGCCUAGUAAAGUAUCUCAGACAGCAAAUAGUAACAAACGUCAAGCAAAUGUUGAAAGCUCUAAUAUUGAUAAAGUUAUUGACAAUAGUACAUUUAAUAGUAAUAAAAAACGCAAUUAUGAAGAGCUUUAUAGCAAUAGUACACCUAACAAUAGUAAAAAACGUAGUUAUGAAGAAUUGUUUGGGGACAUCUCUGACUUCUUGGAAAAAGAUAUCUCUACGAUAGAUAAUGUUGAUUGUAUUGAGGAACCACGAGAAAAAAAACUUCGUUGGGAUCAGCCAGAAAAGGUCAUUAAAAAAAUAUUGGAGGCAAGACAGUUAAUUUAUGAACACAGUGAAGGUACAUCAACAAACAUAAAGCACAAUGAAAAUACUCAAUACAGCAAGAAAGAUUCCAUUUCGUUACGAGUUCCACCAUGGAAUUUUGUGGCUGUUACAAGAUCGUAUGAUUCUCAACGCCUGUUCAUUAGAGUUAGAAACACGCUGAACAACAUUAAAGAAUCCAAAAAGCCAUUUUCCAAUCUGCUCUCCACACCUUACAGGCAAUUAAAAUCUCAAGCUGAAGAAAUUAUGACAAAAAAGAUGCUAUUAUCGGAGCAGGCAGCGCCCAAUGUAUGUAAUACGGAGAAUGUAAUUAACGAUGAACUAUGGGUUGAUAAAUAUCGACCACGAUCGUAUUUAGAAUUAUUAUCAGACGAAACCGUUAAUCGACAACUCUUACAUUGGCUGAAGCUUUGGGAUAAGAUAGUUUUUAAUCGAAAUAUAAAACUGACAAAGCAGCUGCCUGAAAAAAGAAAGAAGAAAAAGGAUAAUAACAAAGAAGAUAUUGAAGAAGUGGAUAGCAAAGGAUGUCCAAUGAAAAGGAUAGCUUUGCUUAGUGGACCACCUGGAUUGGGAAAAACGACCUUGGCACAUAUAGCAGCUACGCAUGCUGGUUAUAAUGUUGUGGAAAUCAACGCGAGUGAUGAAAGAAGUCCAAACACAUUUAGACAGAUCCUUCUUGCAUCAACGGAAAUGAAAGCCGUAAUAGGCGCCAAUCCUCGACCAAAUUGUUUAAUUUUCGACGAGAUUGACGGUGCACCGGCUGCAUCUAUUGAGCUUCUGUUAAAAUUCGUUCAAGGCAAACUAGUAUCGAAAACUAAAAAGGGAAAGGGACAGACAGAAAAGAUGUCUGAUAGCUGUAAACGUCCUGUAGUGUGCAUUUGUAAUGAGCCAUAUGCUCCAACGUUAAGAACGUUAAGAGCUGCCGCUGUAAUAAUCCCAGUGCCAGAAGUAAGUCCUUUAAGAUUAGCUGAACGUUUAAUGGACAUAGCGAGAAAGGAAAAGUUAAACGUGGACUUCAGCGAUCUUGUGAAAAUAGCGGAGAGAUCCAGCUGUGACGUUCGGGCUUGCGUAGGAGCAUUACAAUACAUGGGAAGCGCCAAUUUAAAAGAUAACUUAUCUUUAGGCUUGAAGGAUACUCGUAAAAAUUUGUUCGAUUCGUGGAGAAAUAUUUUAACAAUUCCCAUGAACAAAGGAGGAGUUGUCACUGUUCCUGAAAGAAUCGGAAAUAUUCUGAGAACAGUACAAAAUGGUGAAACGGAAAAGCUGACACAAGGAAUAUUUCAUAAUUAUCCUGAAAUCUGUGAUCGAAAACUCGAUAAUGUGUCUAUAUCUCUGGAGUGGUUUCAGUUUUACGAUUUAAUAACGUCGCUUGUUAUGCACAAACAAAUCUGGUCACUUAUGCCCUACACGAAUUAUGGAUUUAUUGCGUGGCACUUGCAUCUUGCACGAACACAGAGAGUGAAACUGUCUUAUCCUACUGUUACCAGCGAAGUAAUGCAAAAAUCGGCAAAGAAUACAGGUAUUUUAACGGCGAUACGAAGAGUGUGCGGACGUGAUGCUUUCACUUUAACUAUGGAUAUUGCUAGUUUCUUGCCGGACCUCCUGUCGCCCAAAUUGCGCACAGUUCCUUCUCAUUUAUACUCAUCGAAAGAGAAGGCUGAUCUCGCUAGAAUAGUGAAUGUGAUGCUUGAAUUUGGUUUAUCGUUCGUGCAAGAGAAGAAUUCUCAAGGGGGAUACAUCUACAAUUUAGAUCCUAAUAUCUUUGAAGUUGGUGUUUUUCCCGACUGCAACGCGCAUCGACAUCUCGCAUACGCGGUGCAGCAAAUUAUUACACAGGAAUUAGAGGUCGAGCGUUUAAAGCGUGCGAGUAUCUCAACAGGAUUGAGUCGAGCUAGCUCAGAGAACACGACAAAUUCAAGAAAACCUGAAACUGCAGAAAAUAUCCAAAAUAAACCAUCCAAUACUCCGAAUAACGCGAAACAAUCUGGGAAAAAGAUGUCGUUAAAGGAAAUAAUAUACAAAGACUUUUUCGGGAAUAUUAUUACAAAUGAAAACAAAAAUGUUUCAAAGGAUAAAAUGGCAAAUCGUAUCUCUCCGAAAUCACAAAAAGGAUAUUCAGUGAUACAAAAUAUGUUGACAAAACACGGUGUGUGGUAUAAAUAUAAAGAAGGUUGCAACAACGCCGUUCGUCGAACUGUAUUAAUGGAAAAAUUCUUAUAAAUAGAAUUAAUUUGAUUACAGCA